Myxocyprinus asiaticus (Chinese sucker) is the source of this 3272-nucleotide messenger RNA. RefSeq names its product serine/threonine/tyrosine kinase 1b (gene styk1b). The record is from RefSeq and is a predicted model, not a curated record. Bases 317 to 1690 code for a protein of 457 amino acids. Gene Ontology annotation, biological process: cell surface receptor protein tyrosine kinase signaling pathway; protein phosphorylation; multicellular organism development. The transcript is spliced from 10 exons. Gene Ontology annotation, molecular function: ATP binding; transmembrane receptor protein tyrosine kinase activity. Lineage: Eukaryota; Metazoa; Chordata; Actinopteri; Cypriniformes; Catostomidae. Gene Ontology annotation, cellular component: signaling receptor complex.
UUUUUUUAAGCAAGACUAGAGGAAAGGUGGGCGUGAACAACGAAGUGUAGAGACGGAGCACAGUUGACGAAGGUGGAGCAAAGUUAAUAACAAAAGUGUAACCUAGACAAACAGAGUAAGGCGUACAGUAAAUCAGAAGGAAAUUCUCUAGAAAGGAAGAAGGGAUGAUCAGCGCACUAAUAAAGAUUAGAGAUUAAAAAGAAAGACCUAUGAGACUGGACAACGUUGCUAGAGAAAGAAUGUAGUUCACAAUGAGAUAUUUCAUUCAUGAAAAAUAAACAUCAAGGAGGAACACUUCAAUAACAACCACAGCAGGAUGGCGUCCUCUGUCAGUUCUGCAUAUUCCAGAUGUGCCACUGGAGACACAUUAUGUGAGAUCCGUGUGUAUGAACAGGAAGUGAUUAUCGUCCCAGUGCUGUUUUUGAUGAGUUUCUUUGUCACACUGGUGUUUCUGCUGUUGCUGAGGUUCUGUCCUGAGAAAGUAGAUCGUCUGCAACCCAGCUCCAUACGAACAACUAGGAAUAGGAGAAACUUACAAGGCAUUGAUGCUCCUCUGGGUCUGAAUGCUCUGGAAGGUGAGCACAUAGCAUUGGACACCACAUCCUACAUGACAUUCACCACUUCAUCACCAGUACACAAACAAUACAGAUCUGACCGCGCCUCCUUUAAUGCCAACAAUGUGGCCUUCCCCGAUGGGCGAGGCUCUUUUGGGGCCACAGCUUCAGCCUUCACAAAACCCAGGGAACUCCCACGCCAGCGACUGCCGGAGAAUUUUAACGGGGUGUCUCCUCUCCCAGCAUCAUAUUCUUUGAAGUCAGACUCCUCUGUCUCACUCUAUAGGGCUCGUAUGGAGAACAGAAAUGUUGUGCUGCGUGUUCUUAAAGAUUCAGCCAGUAACAAGGAAAGUAAGUCCUUCCUGGGCUUUGCAGCCUUCCUUUCUCAGUUGGGGCCCCACCCCUUUUUACCAGAGCUUCUGGGAGUUGUAUCCCUGCGUGCUCCUCUCAUUACUGUUAUUGAAGAGAUGGAGAACCAAGAUCUGCUCAGAUUCCUGUGGAGGUGUAGACAGGAUAAUGUUGGACCAGACACCAUUUGUCAGAUGACAGAGAAAAAGAUCUUCACCAUGGCCUCACAUGUGUCUUCUGCCCUGGACUAUCUCCAUAGCAAAGAUCUUCUCCACUGCAACAUUAAGGCUUGCAAUGUAUUGGUCAGCCGGAUCUGUACCGCAAAGCUCUGGGGUUUGGGCGAUUUGUAUGCGAGGACAUUAGAAAGUGCUAAUUACAGUGAAGAUCCUGGAAGAAAAAAGUGGCAGGCUCCUGAGUUAUUGGCCAAGAGACCUGCCACUCCAAAAAGUGAUGUUUGGUCAUUUGGGCUCCUGCUGUAUGAAAUGGUGACUCUUGGCAAGGUCCCUUUUGCAGAAAUCCCUGUGAAGGAGCUUCUUCAGUAUCAUCAGAGAGCCAAAACCCUAAAGAAACCAAACAACUGCUCCAGCUCACUUUACUCAAUUAUCAAAGCUUGCUGUCAGUGGAAGGAACAAGAGCGUCCCUCAUUGGCUGAUGUCAGGCGUAAACUCCAAUCAGGAGAGAAGAGUGCUAAUGACAGCGUCGUUCUACGGGUUCCUGAGCCAAUCAAUAUUGAGCAGUAUCUGAAGGAGGCAGGAUAUGGAGAAUCCAACAACUACACAGUUUUCUGACACACUAGAAGGCGGCACUCUAUCAUGUCACAUCCAUAUGAAGCCUCACUUUGUAUCUCCAGUGCUUCCUAAAGAGUAUAAUUGACUGUAGACCAACCAUUGACGCUCUGCUCUUAUUUAUCUAUAUGGCUAAAUCAAAUGUAACCACAGGCUAAUUUAACCAUUGUUUAAAGUUUAAUAGUCAGUGAUGCAAACUCAUGAGAGGUGAAAAAGGUGAGAAAGUCAUAGCAGGUGUUUCAGGGGUAUAUUUUCUGUUGAUUUGUUUGUUGUAUUUAAAGAUUUUUUUUUUUUAAGUGUUUAAACUUAAAGCUGAAUUAUGUAACUUUUGUGUUAAAAAACAUUCUUCUAUCCCAGCUUAAUAUGCAGAGACAACUCUAAGUAAGCCAUUCAGAGGUUAAUUUUAUCAAAAAAUUUAAACAAUGUUUCUCUGUGGCGCUAUAAAAAUUCCUGUUUGUUUUGAGCGGCCGCUUCGACCUUAGGGACUAUCUGACUGUUUGAACAAGUGAAGAUGAUGGACAUAUUCAGAAAGCUGUUUUGAAAACAUGGUUUAUUUUUGCAAUUGGUGGUGCUAGUGUCUCAGAAAUUCAGCUUUAAAGUUCCAAUUACAAAUGGUUUUAUAAGUAAAAUGUCAAAAAUUGUACCAAACAAUUGGGCAAAUUUGCUUAAAAAAGGUGACUAGUUAUAAGGUGAGUAGUUUGCAUCCUCGGAUAAUAACAAUAUGGGAACAUUUAUAAAGGACCUUAAAAACACAAUUAUAAGGGUUUUCUUAACUUCAGGGGUUUCUUGCAAUUGGGCCCUGAUCUUUUUCAGUUCAUAAAAACUAAAAUUGGCCAUAAUUGCCUUUUUUACUGCAGAAAUAUGUUCUAUUCUAUACAAGACGACUUAAAAUUAUUUGUAUUGGUAUUGUUAUAUUAUUAUAAAUAUAUAGGUUGAACAAAAGAAAAUUUGAUUUUCUUUUUCCAUCUAAAUAUCAGUCUUCCUUAAGGCUUUAUUUGUAGUUAUUUCUGUGUCACAGGCAAAACCAAUUUAUAAACCAUGUCUAUAAAUUUAGACUGUACUAGCGGUUGACUGAUAAGGUUUUUUUAGUGGCCGAUGCUGAUACCUACAAAGCAGUGUCGCCUACUUCGGAUAUAAUGCCAAUAUAUGUAUAUAUGGUGUAAUACAGUUUAAUGACAGCAAAUGAGACAUUCAUACAUUUAUAUGAGCCCUUAUUUUAAUACAAAAUACAGAAAAUGUGCAUUUUCCACCGACAAGGAAACAAAGACUUAACAUAGACUGAAUGUCAGUGUCACCACACCUUUAUUAAUAUUUAUGCAUACAAACAAAUUCAGCACCAGCACACAGCUUUCUUAGUCACUCUCUCUCACUCUCACACUACCUUAUCAUACCUGCUCUAAGGUAAAGCUACUAAUACUUGUCUAUUACUUGAAUUACUUUUAAUACAAAUAAAAAAGUUCUUCCAAUCAUCUACUGUAGAAAAAGAAAUAUUGAGUUGUUCUAGGAUCAGUUAAGAUCUGAUCACUCUCAACCUCCUUCAGCAUGAUUUUUAAAAAAUAAAAUAAAUGCUACUUCCAUUCAGUAA